Amborella trichopoda is the source of this 399-nucleotide messenger RNA. RefSeq lists its product as uncharacterized. The record is from RefSeq and is a predicted model, not a curated record. Lineage: Eukaryota; Viridiplantae; Streptophyta; Magnoliopsida; Amborellales; Amborellaceae.
AUGGCAUCUGCUCCAAAUGUGCCAGUUUUCCGAAAAGAAGAGGAAGAAGAAGAAGGCUACGAUGAAGAUUUUCAAGGGACCGGAUUCUGUUGUUUUCAAUGGAAUUGUUUCGGGAAAAGAGAUACAGGUGUUCAGGAAAAGCAACUUCUCAGAAACCAAGGAAGCAAAGAGGAGUGGUGGAAAAAGGGGUGGGAUAAAGGAAGAGAGUGGUCUGAAAUUCUGGCUGGGCCUAAGUGGAAGACGUUUAUACGUCGAUUGCGUUUUAAGAAACAGGGUAAGCCUCAGUACAAGUACGAUCCACAAAGCUAUGCUCUAAAUUUUGACGGCGAUCGUGACGACAAUUCCGAUGGGUUUCUCGUCGGUUUUCCGUCGAGAUUUGCUAGUACCAACGCCGCAUAA